Cydia amplana is the source of this 1311-nucleotide messenger RNA. It is a transcript of the gene Cth, whose product is annotated as cystathionine gamma-lyase. The record is from RefSeq and is a predicted model, not a curated record. The coding region runs from base 123 to 1307 and encodes 394 amino acids. Gene Ontology annotation, biological process: transsulfuration. Gene Ontology annotation, molecular function: carbon-sulfur lyase activity; pyridoxal phosphate binding. The transcript is spliced from 8 exons. NCBI's taxonomy places the organism in Eukaryota, Metazoa, Arthropoda, Insecta, Lepidoptera, Tortricidae. Gene Ontology annotation, cellular component: cytoplasm.
GAAAGGAGAAGGCGUGCGUUCCGGCCGGCGUGCUAGCUAUUCUCAAAAUAGAAUUAUCGUAAUUUAAGACGAUAAUAUUUAAGUUUUAAAUAAUUGUCGAGUUAUUUUAUUAAAUACUAAAGAUGGCAGAACAGGGUUUCUUGAAACAAAAACCUGGUUUCGCGACUCUCGCUAUUCACCACGCUCAAGAACCGGAAAAAUGGAGUUCGUCUGCCGUUGUUGUACCCAUCGUCACAUCCACGACGUUUAAACAGCCGGCGCCUGCUGAACAUACGGGUUUUGAGUACGGUAGAUCAGGAAACCCGACGCGGAACGUUCUUGAAGAAUGCCUAGCCGCACUGGAGGGCGGAAAGCACGGCUUCACCUUUGCCUCGGGCCUGGGAGCUACGACCACACUUUUGGGCCUGCUUAAAUCGGGCGACCACAUUAUUUCCGGCGACGAUGUAUAUGGCGGCACCAACAGAUUGUUCAGAAACGUAGCAGCCGCGAUGAAUAUUGAAACAACAUUCGCCGAUUUCACAAAGCCCGAAGAAGUUGAUAAGGCAGUUAAGGAAAAUACAAAGAUGGUGUGGUUAGAAACCCCAACGAACCCCAACCUGAAGAUCGCCGACAUCGCCACCGUAGUCAAAGCCGUGAAGAGCCACGGAGAGCACAUAUUGGUAGUCGUGGACAACACUUUCCUGACUCCAUACCUACAGAGGCCGUUAGAAUACGGUGCUGAUGUAGUCAUCUAUUCGCUCACGAAGUACAUGAACGGGCACUCUGACGUCAUCAUGGGGGCCGCCAUUCUAAAUGAUGACGAGCUCGGAGCGAGACUACGAUUCCUACAAAACGCAAUGGGCGUGGUGCCAUCUCCAUUCGACUGCUACCAAGUGAACCGCAGUUUGAAGACGCUAGCCCUGCGCAUGGAACAGCAUAAGAAGUCGGCGCAGAUCAUCGCUGAGUGGCUUGAGAAGCACCCGAAAGUCACAGAAGUUAUGCAUCCAGGUCUGAAAUCUCACCCACAACACGAGCUGGCGAAGAAACAGAUGUCGGGCCAUUCUGGGGUGUUCAGUUUUAAGCACUCGGGCGGUCUGCAGGAGUCCAGGAAGUUCCUCCAGAGCUUGAAGGUGUUCACGCUGGCCGAGAGCUUGGGCGGGUACGAGAGUUUGGCUGAACUACCUUCAGUAAUGACGCACGCGUCCGUGCCGGCCGCGCAGCGCGCCGAGCUCGGCAUCACCGACUCGCUCAUCCGCCUCUCCGUGGGGCUCGAGGACACGGAGGACCUACUCAAGGACCUGCAAGAUGCCUUCAAUGUUACCUUCUGAUCAU